Messenger RNA from Sphenostylis stenocarpa, 486 nucleotides. NCBI's taxonomy places the organism in Eukaryota, Viridiplantae, Streptophyta, Magnoliopsida, Fabales, Fabaceae. The record is from the annotation of a GenBank genome assembly.
AUGGAAGAAGACUUGAUCUUGAUCAACUAUAUUGCCAAUCACGGUGAAGGUGUUUGGAACUCUCUAGCCAAAGCUUCUGGUCUUAAACGAACGGGAAAAAGUUGUCGACUUCGUUGGCUAAAUUACCUUCGUCCUGAUGUUAGAAGAGGGAAUAUCACAACUGAAGAACAGCUUUUGAUCUUUGAACUUCAUGCAAAGUGGGGUAAUAGGCAAAUGCAUCAUUCCGAAGGGGAGAUUCAGAAACUUAUAACCAAACUCUUUUAUACGCGAGACUCAAAAUUCAACACGUUUAUUCUCGACCAAGGAACAUGGUCUCAAACAGACACGUGGUCCAAAAUUGCAAAGCAUCUUCCAGGAAGAACUGACAAUGAGAUCAAGAACUUUUGGAGAACCAGGAUCCAGAAGCACAUGAAGCAAGCUGAGAAUUCACAGCAGCAUGGUACGUUUAUACUAGUCAAGUUUGGUGUUACCAUUCAUGUGAUGUGA